UCUGCCGUCGUUGUUGGCCACGGCGUGGGAAGCAGCUCUGGGGGAGCUCGGAGCUCCCAAUCACGGCUUCUGGGGGUAACCACGGCUCGGUGGGUAGAACAGGGCUGGGUCCCCUAGCGGAGACCCAAGUGGGAUAGGCAGGUAGUCAGCACCCGGGAAAUCCACGGCCUCCUGCCUUGUGGGUUGUGCCUCAUCCAGCUCUAGAACCGGCUCCCAGGGAGAACUCGGUGGAACUUCAGAAACACUGGGCAGGUCUCCUUCCAGCCAAUGCCCCUGUCCCUGGGAGCCGAGAUGUGGGGACCUGAAGCCUGGCUGCUGCUGCUGCUGCUCCUGGCAUCAUUCACAGGCCGGUGCCCCGCGGGUGAGCUGGAGACUUCGGACCUGGUGACGGUGGUGCUAGGCCAGGAUGCAAACCUCCCCUGCAUCUACAGAGGGGACCCGGGCGAGCAGGUGGCGCAGGUGGAGUGGGCUCGGGUGGACGCGAACGAGGGAACGGGGGAGCUGGCGCUGCUGCACUCCAAGUACGGGCUACACGUGAGCUCGGCCUACGAGGGGCGCGUGGAACAACCGCCACCCCCUCGGGACCCGCUGGACGGCUCGGUGCUCCUGCGCAACGCUGUGCAAGCGGAUGAGGGCGAGUACGAGUGUCGCGUGAGCACCUUCCCUGCUGGCAGCUUCCAGGCGCGACUGCGGCUGCGCGUGCUGGUGCCUCCCCUGCCCACACUGAACCCUGGCCCACCACUGGAAGAGGGCCAGGGUCUGACAUUGGCCGCCUCCUGCACAGCUGAGGGCAGCCCAGCCCCCAGUGUGACUUGGGACACAGAGGUCAAAGGCACAACAUCCAAACGCACCUUCAAGCACUCCCGCUCCGCGGCUGUCACAUCAGAGUUCCACCUGGUACCCAGUCGCAGCAUGAACGGGCAGCCACUUACCUGUGUGGUGUCCCACCCUGGCCUGCUCCAGGACCAAAGGAUCACCCACACCCUUCAAGUGGCCUUCCUGGCUGAGGCCUCUGUGCGUGGCCUGGAGGACCAAAAGCUGUGGCAUGUUGGCAGAGAGGGUGCUAUGCUCAAGUGCCUGAGUGAGGGGCAGCCACCUCCCUCAUACAACUGGACACGGCUGGACGGGCCUCUGCCCACCGGGGCACGAGUGGAAGGGGGCAUGCUGGGCUUUCCUCCGCUGACCGCUGAGCACAGCGGCACCUACGUCUGCCAUGUCAGCAAUGAGCUUUCAUCAAGGGAUUUCCCAGUCACAGUGGCUGUUCUUGACCCUGAGGACCCAGGGAAGCAGGUGGACCUGGUGUCAGCCUCGGUGGUGGUGGUGGGUGUGAUCGCCGCGCUCCUGUUUUGCCUCCUGGUGGUGGUGGUGGUGCUCAUGUCCAGAUACCACCGGCGCAAGGCCCAGCAGAUGACCCAGAAGUAUGAGGAGGAGUUGACCCUGACCAGGGAGAACUCUAUCCGCAGGCUGCAUUCCCAUCCGUCAGACCCCAGGAACCAGCCGGAGGAGAGUGUAGGGCUGAGAGCCGAGGGCCACCCUGAUAGUCUCAAGGACAACAGUAGCUGCUCUGUGAUGAGUGAAGAGCCUGAGGGCCGCAGUUAUUCCACGCUGACCACAGUGAGGGAGAUCGAAACGCAGACAGAACUGCUGUCUCCGGGAUCUGGGCGGGCAGAGGAAGAGGAAGACCGAGAUGAAGGCAUCAAACAGGCCAUGAACCAUUUUGUUCAAGAGAAUGGGACCCUACGGGCCAAGCCCACGGGCAAUGGCAUCUACAUCAAUGGGCGGGGGCACCUGGUCUGACCCAGGGCUGCCUCCUCCCCUAGGCCUGGCUCCUGCUGACACAGGGAAUUCCACUCAUCUUGGGGGGCCUCUUAAAAUGCCCGUAUUUCUUGAGGAAGAUGCUCCCCACCCCACUGACUGCUUGACCUUUUCCUCCAACCCUUCUGUUCAUGGGGAGGGCUCUGACAGUUCAGUCCCUCCCACCAUAAGUACAGGUCACUGUGUGUGUGUAUGUGUGCGUGUAUUUUUGCUUGUGUGUUCACUGAUCAUGUGUGCAUGUAUAGAGGAGUGACUCCCUUUUUUUUCUUUGGUACCGGGAAUCGAACUCAGGGCCUCACGCUUGCUAGGUGGGUGCUGUACCACUGAGCUGCAUCCCUGGCCCAGGAGUGACUUCUACCGUACGUGUUCCACUGCACUGGCUUGUCAGUCACUGUAAGAGUGAAUGGUGGUGUGUGUCCCGAGAUUCUGGUGAUUGUGAGGGGAAGGCUGCCAGAGUUCAGUUUGUGUGUUGUGUGGCUGCGUGUGACCUCUGCCUGCACAAGCAGGUAUUUUCCUCAGACCCCAGAGCAGUAUUAAUGAUGCAGAGGUUGGAGGUGAGAGGUGGAGACUGUGGGCCACAUCCAGGUGUGCGGGCAUAGCUGGAGCUGGAAUUUGGCCUUCUAAGUGGGGGAGCCGGGUUCCUACCACUUGAGAGCCACUGGGCAAGUGUGAAGCCGCCACCCAGGGGUCUGCCAGAGGCUUAAACUGUUACGAAGAAGCCCUCUGCCCUCUGGUGGCCUGUGGGCCUGCUACAUGUACAUAUUUGGUGUAAAAAAACCUUCCUGGGGAGCUUGCAGAGGACUGCUCCGACUCCUUUAAUAAGAGCAACACCUUGUAAAACCUUUUACUUCAUCUGCAUGUUUGUUCCUGGGCUUGCUUAAGCAAGGGCAGUCUACAUAGGCACUCAGCAGGGCUGGACCUCACUCAGACCCCUGCUCCAGCUCAAGGUUGACCCCUGUGGCACUAAGAGGUGCUCCUAAGGCAUCUGCAUCUAGGCAGGCCCUUGGGAGGAGCCUGACAGCUGUUGGGCCCUGGGACUAGGGGUGUGAGUGCUGUGGCUACCGGCUGAGGGAGGACAGGAGAGGUCCUUCACUGCAGAGCCCUCAACUCUUCCCCUAGACUCAUCUCUCUCUCUCUCUCUUUUUAGUUGUACCCACGGUUGCUUGUGGUCCCCGCAGGAGUUGCUGGGACUUGGUGACAAGUGUUCCUGGUUCAGUGGGGGUGUAGGGAAGAGAGGGCACUGAUUAUACAGCAAGGAGGGGGGCAUUUCAGACGAGAGGAAGGAGGUGCUGGAGGUGUCCCUUUCUCAGAGGGUUCUGGGUCCUUGAUUCAGGGCUUUUCUGGCAGUUUCUUUGGAUGGAAGCAGGGGUUAGAAGUUUACUUUUAUUUGGCCCACCCAAACAUACUCAGCCAGAAUACUGAGAUUUAAUGCCCAAGCCCUGCAUGGCCUGAAAUCUGCUGGAUUUCUGGACUAAAGGGGGAGCUCUCGUCUCCCAUUUUCGGGCCAGCUUGGGACUUUGAAUGGGAAACCCAAAGAUCUGAGAUCCCAGUAUGUACAUUGUGUGUAAAUAUGUGCAUAUUUGUAUAUAAAAUGAUAUUCUGUUUUUAAAUAAACAGAUAAAACCUGG
This is a messenger RNA of Chinchilla lanigera (long-tailed chinchilla), 3443 nucleotides long. It is a transcript of the gene Nectin4, whose product is annotated as poliovirus receptor-related 4. The record is from RefSeq and is a predicted model, not a curated record. NCBI's taxonomy places the organism in Eukaryota, Metazoa, Chordata, Mammalia, Rodentia, Chinchillidae. Gene Ontology annotation, cellular component: adherens junction. Gene Ontology annotation, biological process: homophilic cell-cell adhesion; heterophilic cell-cell adhesion; symbiont entry into host cell. The coding region runs from base 268 to 1797 and encodes 509 amino acids. The transcript has 9 exons.